AUUACUGAAGUUGAACUAGCAAAAGUUAUUUUUUUUUAAUUUGGAGAGUAUUUCUAACUAAAUGUUUUUAUUUAUUUUCGUGUGCUGUGCUAUGAAAAACAUUAAUGCGUUUUAGCUAAUUAAAGACAUGUGUUUGAACGUGGAACCAAUCUUCGUACUAUAUGAUCCAAAAGAUUGUAGUUGAAUCGUCAAGGAUUACAAACUUGCUACGGUUUUCCACAUUUCAGCAUAAUUAAAGAUGUUUGCAAGUCUAAAGAGUAAAAUAAAGGAAGAAACUGGUAGUGACAUUAGCAAGAUAACUAGUAGCUGGCGAAGUGGGGCCUUUCUUGGACGAAUUUCACUAAGGGAUGAUUCUUCUACAACAACAAGUCCAUCAAGUUCUGGUGGACCUGGAGACACUACAUCAGAUUCAAUAUCUCCACACCUUCAUGCAUACCUGUCGGAUCGCACUGCCGGUGAGGUAGACCAGGCAGCACUCCAGCAGCAAUAUGUUGACCAGCUAGAAACUAAAUUAAAAGAUAGGGAUUUAUACUGGGAGCAGAAAAUUGAGGAGAUAAAAUUAUCUUUGGCAUCUGUACAAGGCGAAGAAGCACUCGCUGCCCAGGCCGUGGCGCGGACAGCUCAAGCGGAGGCUGCGAAAGCCAUUACGGCGCGGGAUGCAGCUGAAAAACAACUCAACGAACUGAGAACCAGGCUGGCUGCUGCUGAGAAUGCGCAGGACAAACUCUACGCUCUUACUGAAGAGGUAGAACAAAGCCGUCGCGAGUGGGCGCGUGAGCGUAUUGAGUUGACUGCGGCACUGGGCGCCGCAGAUGCACGCACUCGGGACCUGGCCGAUCAGCUUGAAUUGCUCAAGGCUGCUCUGCCGCCUGAGAACCCUCAUCAUCACAUGCACGACGACGACAAGCGAGAAGUGAAACCGACCGGUUGCGCGGAGUUUGACCGCCUGUGCCGCGAGAGGGCGGUUCUCACACGUCAGCUGCAGGAAGCCAAGAUGGCGUUGGCAGACGUCAAGACGUCGUGGAGCGGGCAGAUCGCGACCUUAGAAACACAGGUGGCGCGAGUAUCUCGACAAGCAGGUGAAGAGGGAACGGAGAGACGGAGAAUCGAGUCUGAAAAAAAGGAAUUACAGGAAAAAUUGGCCAGUAUGGCAACUGAGUUGGAUAAAACAAAACAGAACCUCGCCAAUAGUGAAGCUAAGGUGGCGCGGCUCAAUGCGGAGGUGCUGGCCCAAGCGCGUGACCUGAAAGCGAUCCGCGCUUCCGAGGAGCGGACCGCCGAAAUGACUGCUGAGUUUGAAAAACGCAUUGAGGCGCUUACUGAAGAAAACAGGGAAUUGGCAGAGGCGUUGGAAAACGAAAGGACUCUCGUGAAAAUACUUCACGAGAAAGUGGACAAGUCGAACAGGUUGUACGACGAACAGAAAGCCGAGGUGAACCAACUGAACUCUGUGAUGACUGACAUGCAACAUGACUACAUCGAUAUACAGCGGAAAUUAGACAAGGAGAAACGGGAAAAGGACGAAGCUCUUCUGCGGAACGCACACAUGUCUCAGAACAUGGAGAUGAGUCAGUGCAAUAUUCGCUACUUUGAGACUGAAAUCGUUGAUCUGAGAGCUAAUAUCACUGAGUUGGAGGCCGUUAUUGCACAGCAUAAAGAGAAUCAAGCCGAAUGUAUGAUAAUUAAGGAGAAUGAGGCAGCAAGAACUAAAGAAAUUGAGCAGCUGCAGAGGCGUAUAGAAUCCUUUGCCGAAACCGAGAAUUCCCUUAGAAAAUCCAUACAAGACUUAGAAACUGAAAUCUGUGAUAAAAAUAAGAAAAUAAAAACAUUAGACAAUAGGAUAGCAGACAUGAAGAAAACCUUACAGAGAGAGCUACAGAGCAGUAAAUCGGACCUCAGCUCCGCUGAAGAACAAGAUAUCAGCAGACGAUAUCUAAAGCACGUGGUACUUCGUUUCCUUACUGCCCGAGAGUUAGAGGCGCGACAACUGACUCGAGCGCUAGCGGUGCUGUUACGUCUGUCCGCGCACGAGGAGGCGUUAUUACGAGCGGCAUUGCCUGGGAGGACCGGACUCUCCGCGUGGUUCCCCUCCCUCAACACUUGAUCCAACGCCUCGUACUGACCAUUUACCCUCUUAUCAUGAUGAAAUUUGGCAUGCACUACUUUUUCCACGCGGACGGAAACGUUAUGUUAUAUUUGGUGUGUUCAUGAGGCUGAGAACAAACAGCACUGAAUUUUUUUUCAGUAUUUGUUUUCUUCAUCAAGUAUGAAAAUAUUAUUGAUUUUAUAUAGGCACCCAGUCUUAGGACUUAUAUUGUUGUUCAUAUUGUUAAAGGUUAUUUUAAGAGCUCGCGCACACUAGGUGUUUCUGCACUACAAAUCAAAAAUUAUACUAUAGUAUUUUAUGCCCUGCUGUCAAUGGGAUGCUUGCACUAUACAAAGUAUAAAAAAAGCACAACCGCACUAAAAGUACGCGAGCCUUUAAAACACAUCAUUCGAUAAAUAUAAGCAUCUAACCAUUCGCAACUUUUCAAUAUCCCACUGCUGGGCCUUCUUCGUAGGAUAUAACACAUUAUAUUGUUUAUAUUAUGUUCGUAACCCUCAGGACAUAAGCAAAAGCAAAACUUAAAAUAAACAAUGGAAUUGCCCUCACAAAUAUCCAUUGGAAUAAAUUGAUAGGGCCAAUUCAUACUUAGCUUUAUAAAUAUCACUAGUUAUUAGAGAACAACAUUCAGUUGUAAUGGAAUUGAAAUACACCGAUGAAUAUAUCUAUUUAGCUAAGUUAUCAGUGAUCGGAACAGGUGAGGUAUAAAUAACUAAAGUUCACAAGAAGCUAACGUCAUCUUGGCCUAUAACUUUCCAUUGCUGGACUAAAGAUUUCUCCCAACGUGAGGGUUUGCGCAUAAUAGCCACGCUGGGCAGACGCGUUGGUGAUAGCAAUGGAUGCCAGUUCUCCUUUAUAUUCCCUUAGUCGCCUCGUACGAUACUGGUGGGGAGAGGAGGUGUGGUAACAGCUGUAUUCUGAUCUGCCAAAUUUCAAAUUCAUAAUUUCUUUAUUCAUGUAGGCCUAUCGCAGGCACUUAUG
Messenger RNA from Pararge aegeria (speckled wood butterfly), 3085 nucleotides. RefSeq names its product golgin subfamily A member 1 (gene Golgin97). Gene Ontology annotation, cellular component: Golgi apparatus. Bases 239 to 2104 code for a protein of 621 amino acids. NCBI's taxonomy places the organism in Eukaryota, Metazoa, Arthropoda, Insecta, Lepidoptera, Nymphalidae. The record is from RefSeq and is a predicted model, not a curated record. The transcript is spliced from 14 exons.